Molecule: messenger RNA, 654 nt
Organism: Mesorhabditis spiculigera
Lineage: Eukaryota; Metazoa; Nematoda; Chromadorea; Rhabditida; Rhabditidae
Source: the annotation of a GenBank genome assembly
AUGGCGACAAGCAAUUGCAAGUACGACUGGUUCCAAACCGAAACCCACGUGACGCUGACGAUCCUGAAGCGGGGCGUCGCACUCGAAGCUUGUAAAGCAUUGCUGGACCCUGAGCGCAACACGCUGACAAUCACCGUGGAAGGGGAUGCUAUAUGGGGCGGAACGCUGGUCGCGCCCGUCGAUUCCAGCAAGUUUGUCGUCAAAUGCACGCCGGCGAAGGUCGAAAUCAGCAUGCCCAAGACAACAACAGGCCGAUGGCCAGCGCUCGUCCAGGUAGAAGAUGCACCCGCCGCCAGCUCGCAAGCGCCGAAGAAGAAUUGGGAUGCCAUUGAAAAGGAAGCUGAACGCGAAGAAGAAGAGGCAACCGGCGAGGCGGCCGUCGACAAAAUGUUCAAGAACAUCUACUCGAACGCGAACGAUGACGUGCGAAGGGCCAUGAUGAAGAGCUACAGUGAAUCGAACGGUACCGUCUUGUCGACAAACUGGGACGAGAUCAGCAAGCAGAAGACUGAAACUAAAAGGAAUAGUUCAAGAUGGGCGCCACAACUUCAGCAGUCAAGGAGCAAGAGCCGCCGCUCGCCCCGCCAGAGCUCCAGCAUCUUCAGCCGCUUGCCCUACCCGCAGCCCCUCAACAACACGUUCAGCUGUGCGCCA